Molecule: messenger RNA, 2935 nt
Organism: Punctularia strigosozonata HHB-11173 SS5
Lineage: Eukaryota; Fungi; Basidiomycota; Agaricomycetes; Corticiales; Punctulariaceae
Exons: 5
Coding region: 1-2391 (796 amino acids)
Biological process (GO): animal organ morphogenesis; regulation of transcription by RNA polymerase II; cell differentiation
Cellular component (GO): nucleus
Molecular function (GO): RNA polymerase II transcription regulatory region sequence-specific DNA binding; DNA-binding transcription factor activity, RNA polymerase II-specific
Source: RefSeq, a predicted model, not a curated record
AUGCACCCUCUCCGAUCCUUCGCCCCGACGCUCCACGCUCCUUCCGACGACGCCGACGCCGCGCCGCCACCACCCCCACCGCCGUUCUCCGCGUCCUCCUCCGCCGCCGGCCCCCACCAUCCGCCCCCGCCCUCCUUCCACGCCCGCGCGCUCCUCCCCGCCGACUACGACUACACGCGCUCGUGCAUCCCCCACCUCCUGCCCGGCAUGGACCCCGCCGCGGUCGACUUCCGCACCUUCUACCCUUACAUCCCCAACGAGGUCAAGCACCGCAAGCGCACCACCAAGGCCCAGCUCCGCGUCCUCGAAGACACCUUCGCGCGCGACACCAAGCCCAACGCCGCCCUCCGCAAGAAGCUCGCGGCCCAGCUCGAGAUGAGCCCGCGGGGCGUCCAGGUCUGGUUCCAGAAUAGACGCGCAAAGGAAAAGCAGCUCGCGAAGAAGAUCGCCGAAGGCAAGAUCCCCAACUCCAAGUCCGCCGCGGCACUCGCCCUGGACCUCGACAGCGGCGCCGACGCCGACCUCGACUCUCUCUCGGACGGCGCCGGCGCCGGAGACUCCCCCGCCUCGCGCCGCGGCAGCGUCGCCAGCAUCGCGCUCCCCACCGCCUCCAUCUCCAUCUCCCCGCCCACCGCGGACCUCCUCCACCCGCAGCACCCGCACGGCGCGGUCGCCAUCCCGCCCUCGUCGCCGUGGCCCGGCUCGCUCGAGUCCUCGCCGGUGCACACGCCGUCGCCGCCGCUCUCCGCGCUCCGCCGCGGCUCGCUCCCCGCGAUCGUCUACCCGCCGCAGAGCCCGUACGCGGACGAGAACGCGCCGCGCCACCACCCCGCGUGGGCCGACGCGCUCGGCCGCCGCCGCUCCGUCGACGCGUCGCUGCACCGCCUCGCCGCGCACCCGUACGCCCACCUCGCGCGCGCCGCGAACGACAAGGUGUUCCAGCCUCAGCACCAGCCGCACCUCCUCGCCAUCCCGCCCUCGCGCGGGUUCCACCAGCAGCAGCAACAGUUCGACGACGCCUGGCACGCGCAGGGUGGGAGGCCGAUGCUGCAUCACCGCGCGUCGGUCCCCGUGGCGAUCCCGCCGCCGGUCGCGCCCGUGCUGGAACAGCGCAGGACGAGCAUCGCGGCGUUUGGAGGGCACGGGUCGGGGUCGGGGUCGUCGUCGUCGUCCAGCCCGGACGGGCUCUCGAGCCGCACGCGCAUGCUCGAUCCGGAAGUGUACUUUCACCACGAGCAGCAGCACCAGCACCAGCAUCAGCAUCAGCAUCAACACCAGCAUCAACACCCCGGCCAUCUGCAGCAGCAGCAGCAGCAGGCGAUGGUGGUGGGGGAGGGACCGAUGGACCUCGGUCAGGGCCCGCUGCCGGCGCCGGACUACCACUUUGGGACGGCGACGACGACGAUGACCUCCGCCUCCGCGGUGGACGACUCGGAUUUGGCGGCGAUGCAGAGCUGGACGUUCGGGUCUGCCGCGAGCGGAGGAGGAGGAGGAGUAGGAAGUCAGGAGGCGACGACGAGCGAGGACUCGGACAGCGCCGCGAGCGACGGGCUCUUCAGUCGCGGCCGGUUCGGGAGCUUUGCGAGCGAGGCGAGCUGCUCGACGAGCGCGACGUCUGCCGGGAGCGGCGGCGCGGAAGCGGUGAAGAUCGAGGCCGAGUUGGAUUACGAGAGGAGGCUGUCGACGGCGUCGUCGUUCGCGGACGAGUUCCAGACGCUGCAGGUGCAAGGGCAGCAGGAAGGGCCCGGAGGAGGGAGGAGGUACUCGCACGACGCGACGGGGCCGCCGCCGGCUUCUUCUUCUUCUUCUAUAUUGACCUCCUCGGACGGCUCGCCGAACGCGAACGGAGGAGGAGGCGGCAGGUCGGGGAGCGGGAGCAGCGAGCACACGUGCGCGUACCCGUCGCCGUCGUCGACGGUGUCGGCCGGGCAGAGUCCGCGGGCGCAGAGCGCCGAGGCGGGGGGCGCGGGGGGGUCGAGCGAGCUCGCGCUCGCGUUGUCGGUCGAUCAGGCGCAGAUGCGGAGGCCGAGCUUCGACGCGGGCAUCGCGCCGGGUACCUCCCCGGGCUCGGGCUCGUCGUCCUCGCCCGACGUCGGCCCCGGACCGAUGUACUCUCCUUACGCGCCGCUACGGCACGAGCAGCAGCAGCGGUCGUUGUACGCGCACGCCGCGUCCUCGUCGUCUUCCGUGGACCUCGGCGUCGGCGUCGGCGUGCCGCCGGACUUUGUGGGGGUGCCCUACUUGGACCCGGGCGUGACGCCGAAGGACGCCCGGUUCGCGUUUGAGCAGCAAGGCGAUCAGCAGCAGCAGCAGCAGCAGUACGCGCACCAGGGUCUGUAUGCGCCGUUUGGCGCGCAGGAAGCGAUGGAGUACGCGGCGUCGUACGCGUGAUUGUUGUUUUGGUCCGCCUCGGGCCCCCAGCGCCCUUCUCCCUCCCCUCCCUCUCCCUCCCUUUGAUACGGACUUUCGGCCUUCCCAACUUCGGACACAAGCCUUGGCGCGCCGCCCACCCGAACUCGCAAACCGUGUAAACAACGCAUAACAACACGCGCAUAUAGCAUCUCUCUCGCCUCGACCUCCCGGAUUUAUCCUUUACCGCUUCCUGGAUCAUCAUCUCUGGCUUUUUUCCGUUGAUUAUUUGUCACAUAUCGUCCAUCGGGUGUCCGUCCCUUUUCCUUCUUCCUUUCCUUGCUUUCGGUCUCUCGCCAAUGUGUUAUUAUUAUCCCCUGAAAAAACUUUGCUUUUUUUCGUCGCGACCUUUUCCUUCCGUUCCACGCGUAACGAUACCGGUAUCCCUGUGCUCCACCGCCGCCGCCAUACUUUACAUCAAUCCCACCGCCCCAGCGCCCCUUCUCCCCCCCCUGUAAUCUGCCCGAACUCGUACCCGGAUUCACGCUCACGCUCCUGUCACACGCAAACCACAAACACACCAAAC